AGCAAGCUAACGGUUCAAGAACAAAUGCUAGAGAUAAAUUAACAAGACUUACGAAAAAUCAAUUUCAAGAAUUGUCAACCGAUGUAUACGACGAGUUAACAAGAAGAAUUAGGGAUUCAAAUGAAGCGCCAUUUCUCCCUGUACGAGAUGAAUUUCAUCCAAAAAGAAACCAAGCACGCCAAAAAUUAGCAACUUUACCAAAAAGUAGAUUUAAAGAUUUAGCGAGUGAUGUAUAUUAUGAAUUAGAAAGAAGAUUUCCUGAUCUUAAAGAUAUGGAU
Entrophospora sp. SA101 is the source of this 278-nucleotide messenger RNA. Lineage: Eukaryota; Fungi; Glomeromycota; Glomeromycetes; Entrophosporales; Entrophosporaceae. The record is from the annotation of a GenBank genome assembly.